AUUACACAGUGUUGCUUUUAAAUUUUUGAGAGUGAAUCAUUAAAAACAAAAACACCGAGUUAAGGAACGUUUCAAACAUAUUUUCUUGUAUAAAAUUCUCAAUAAUUAUCUUUGAAAAUGGUUUCAAAACGCAAAAACAUGGAGGAUGAAAUGUCCAGGUUCGAAGCCGAAAUAUCAAAAGCGACAGCGUCGAUUCCUUCCAGCGGCUCUUCUUCAAAUCCGUUCAUUCCGUCGCAGGUGCGCACCGUAAUCGGUUCUCAAACCUACAACCAAGUGCAGCAAAAGCUGGCCACGCAUCCAACCAGAAUACCGCCACCUCCGGUUCCUCCUUUUUUGCCAACCUAUAGCACUCUAUCUGGAAGUCAUGGGCAGCAGCAUCAUAGCCAGCAACAGCAACAUCACGCUCCGGAGAAAUCUUACUCCACGGAACCGACACCGGUUGUUGUGAGUAGCGCCCCGAAGCUCUACAAUGCACGUCCGACAGUUGGUGCUCUACCAAAGGUUGAAAAUACUCCCGGAAGCUCUAUUGGACCAACUAUGUCAGCCAACAUGGUACAAUCGUACGAUAUUGCCAACAUACAAUUUGAAGUCACUUCUAAAAUUAAGAAACAGAAAACGGAAAAAUCUGGUCCCAAUCCCAUAGCGGAGGAAGCCAUCAAGGCGGCUCGAGCUUCCUCAGCACUGCAAUCGUUUGGUAACUCGGACCGGAAAGGCAAAAAAGAUCGAAAGACGGUGCGUGUGGCUGGAGGACAAACCUGGGAGGAUCAGUCGCUUAGUGAUUGGCCCGAUGAUGAUUUCCGCAUUUUCUGCGGAGAUCUUGGAAACGACGUCAACGAUGAGCUGUUGACGCGUACCUUCAACAAGUUCCCAUCCUUCCAACGUGCUAAGGUCAUCCGGGACAAACGGACGAGUAAAAGCAAGGGCUAUGGAUUUGUCAGUUUUAAGGAUCCGCAAGAUUUCAUCCGGGCGAUGAAGGAGAUGGACGGUCGUUACGUUGGAAGUCGUCCGAUCAAACUUCGCAAAAGUACAUGGAGAAAUCGGAGCAUCGAGGUGGUCCGGAAGAAGGACAAGGAAAAACAGGCACUUCUUAGUUUGUUCAAUCAAAACUAACUUCUAUUGCAUCUAUGCGUGUAUUUGUGUGUGUGUUUGGGUUAAUCAACUACAGCUUUCCCUAUCUUGAUGUAAGUACAAUUAAAACUCCCAUUUCGGCCGAGUUCAGAAUAUUUCUCUUUCGGCGAAAGAAAUUGUUCACUUUACGACGAUGACUUAAGCUUUCGCGUGUGUUAGAGUAGGGCUCGAUUCGAUUGGAUCUUGCAGAGUUUUUGGAAGCUUAACCAUCAUACACAAAGAAACCAAGAUGAAAAAAAAACUAUUAGGACAAAAUAAAUUAAGUUUUGGAUGAAA
Molecule: messenger RNA, 1404 nt
Organism: Uranotaenia lowii
Lineage: Eukaryota; Metazoa; Arthropoda; Insecta; Diptera; Culicidae
Product: RNA-binding protein 42
Exons: 5
Coding region: 118-1110 (330 amino acids)
Molecular function (GO): mRNA binding
Source: RefSeq, a predicted model, not a curated record